Molecule: messenger RNA, 3730 nt
Organism: Xiphophorus hellerii (green swordtail)
Lineage: Eukaryota; Metazoa; Chordata; Actinopteri; Cyprinodontiformes; Poeciliidae
Product: extracellular calcium-sensing receptor-like
Exons: 9
Coding region: 3-2612 (869 amino acids)
Biological process (GO): G protein-coupled receptor signaling pathway
Cellular component (GO): plasma membrane
Molecular function (GO): G protein-coupled receptor activity
Source: RefSeq, a predicted model, not a curated record
UAAUGGGAGGUUUCCAGAACACAUCCCUACUCUUGAGUGUUUACUUUCUUUUCAUGAGCUGUGUGACCCUCUCCCUUCCUUCGACAUGUGAUUUAAGGAGAAAGUUUUAUCUAAACGAGAUGCACAAGUCAGGUGAUGUGGCUCUAGGAGGACUGUUUGAGGUCCAUUACACUUCUGUCUUCCCCAAACUGACUUUUACAUCAGAGCCACAGCAGCCCAUCUGCACAGGCUUCGACACUUUAGGGUUCAGGCACGCGAUGGCCAUGGCUUUUGCUGUCGAAGAGAUCAACAAGAACUCCGACCUUCUUCCCAACCUGACCCUGGGAUACAGCCUUUAUGAUAACUGUGGUGCGCUCGUCAUUGGAUUCAGCGGCGCCUUGUCCCUAGCCAGUGGCCGAGACGAGCAGUUUCUGCUCCGCCAGAACUGUUCUGGAAGCCCUCCUGUUCUGGGCGUUGUUGGCGAUCACUAUUCAACUUUUUCGAUUGCCAUUGCCAAUGUGCUAGGUUUAUACAGCAUGCCUAUUGUGAGUUAUUAUGCCACAUGUUCCUGCCUCAGUGAUCGGCAGCGCUUUCCCACAUUCUUUAGAACAAUCCCAAAUGAUGCUUUCCAGGUGCGUGCCAUGAUUCAUAUUCUAAAGCACUUUGGUUGGACAUGGUUUGGCCUGCUGGUCAGUGACGAUGACUACGGACUUCAUGUGGCCCAGUCUUUCCAGGCUGACCUGGCUGAAUCUGGCGAAAGCUGCCUGGCCUACCUGGAGGUUUUGCCUUGGGACAGUAACCCAGGUGAACUCAGGAGGAUUGUACACACGAUAAAGACGUCAACAGCUCGUGUUGUCAUCGUGUUUGCACAUGAAAUUCACAUGAUUCAGCUAAUGGAGGAGGUGGCACAGCAGAAUGUAACUGGCCGGCAGUGGAUUGCUAGUGAAACCUGGACAUCAGCAGCUGUUCUCCAGACACAGGAACUCACGCCGUACCUCAGCGGCACGCUGGGCAUCGCCAUCCGGCGUGGAGAAAUACCCGGGUUCCUGGACUUCCUGUUAAAAAUACGCCCCGACCCGAAUGGCACCAACGAAAACAGCUUGGUGAAGCAGUUCUGGGAGCACACGUUUCAGUGCAAAUUCAACCCAGCGGACAGGGAGGACGGGGAAUCCGUCUGCACCGGCCACGAAAACAUGGAACUGGCGGAGGCAGAGUUUUUGGACGUCUCUAACCUCAGGCCCGAGUACAACGUCUACAAGGCAGUCUACGCUCUCGCUCAUGCCCUUGACGACAUGCUGCAGUGUGAGCCGGGUGAAGGACCUUUUACUGGGCGCAGCUGUGUCAGUUUGCAGGCUGUGGAGCCAUGGCAGCUCUUACACUAUUUGCGCAAGGUCAACUUCUCAACUGAAUUUGGUGAUGAAGUCUCAUUCGACGAGAACGGCGAUGCUCUGCCGAUAUACGACGUGAUGAACUGGCUGCGACUGCCUGACGGCAAGAUUAAGAUUCAAAGUGUUGGUGAAGUGAAAAGGUCUGACUCUGGAGGAGAGGAACUCACACUUAAUGAAGGCAAAAUCUUCUGGAACACUGAUUCAAAGAAGCCAACCCGCUCAGUUUGCAGUGAAAGUUGUCCUCCAGGCACUCGAAUGGCCAGAGAAAGAACACAACCUGAAUGCUGCUUCAGCUGUGUCUCCUGUUCUGAGGGAAAGAUUAGCAAUAAGAGCAAUUCCCUGGAGUGCUUCAGCUGUCCAGAGGACUUCUGGUCCAGCCCCCAGCGAGAUCACUGCAUUCCUAAGAAAACAGAGUUCCUCUCCUAUCAGGAACCGCUAGGGAUCUGUUUAACAACCACCUCACUGCUGGGCACAUUCAUCUGCGCUGUUGUUCUGGGGAUCUUCAUCUACCACCGCAGAACACCGGUAGUACGAGCCAACAACUCAGAACUGAGCUUCCUGCUCCUGGUGUCGCUCAAGCUGUGCUUCCUGUGUUCGCUGCUGUUCAUCGGACGACCCAGGCUGUGGACAUGUCAACUCAGACACGCUGUAUUUGGGAUCAGCUUUGUGCUUUGUGUGUCCUGCAUCCUGGUUAAAACCAUGGUGGUUCUGGCUGUGUUCAAAGCCUCCAAGCCAGGAGGGGGAGCCAGUCUUAAGUGGUUUGGAGCUACGCAGCAGAGAGGAACUGUUCUGGUUCUCACCUGUAUUCAAGCAGCUAUAUGCAUCGCUUGGCUUGUCUCCUCCUCGCCUGCCCCCUAUAAAAACACCCAGUACCACAAUGACAAAAUAGUUUAUGAGUGUGCAGUCGGCUCCACGGUUGGCUUUGCUGUGUUGCUGGGAUACAUCGGUAUAUUGGCUCUUCUCAGCUUCUUCUUGGCGUUUUUGGCGAGGAAUCUGCCCAACAACUUCAACGAGGCCAAACUCAUCACUUUCAGCAUGCUGAUCUUCUGUGCCGUGUGGGUGGCCUUUGUUCCUGCCUACAUCAACUCCCCGGGAAAGUAUGCAGAUGCAGUGGAGGUCUUUGCCAUCCUGGCCUCCAGUUUUGGCCUCUUGGUGGCGCUGUUUGGACCUAAAUGUUAUCUAAUUCUGCUCAAACCAGACAGGAAUACAAAGAAGGCUAUCAUAGGCCGAUACAGCAAAUCAUAACAGUUUCACUUGUUUUUAUGCUUUUGUUAAUAAUCAUGUAGGAACUAUGAAUAAAUAUUUUAAUGUAACUAUAAAUAAAACUAACCCUCUUUGCCAUUGUUAUGCUCUUUUCAUCCUAGGGAAUAAUAAAAAAAAGCUUAAAUUUUAGUAAAGUUUUGGGUCACUCCUCCAAAUAACUCCGUUCAGAUAUGUCAAUAACUUCAAUGGUCACAGAUUUAUGAAAUACAACACCAAUGAACCCAGUCAUGAAUUGUUCCUAGUAAUUAUCCUCAAUUAAAUCAGCAGGGCAACUUAAAAUCCCAGACGUCCUGCAAGGUUUGAAUGCAGGAAGUUGUUUCAGUGAUGUCCAGUCAGGGGAGCCAGUUCAAAUACUUAUAAUGAUAAGAGAAAAUCUGUCCAUUUUAAUGUUCUAUUAAUUUUUUUUUUUUUUUUUUUUGUAUGGCUUUAACAUUUCUAAGAUCAAAGUGACUCAAUUCACACGUUGCCUGUCCAACUACAUAGGAGAUUAUUGGAGCCUUGGACCUUUUUGCUGCAAGAAAACACACUGCUAUUGUGCACAAUUUCAAUUUUAGUGAAAAAUGAGAGAUCAACCAAGAAAAAAAAAAUUCAAAUUAAAAAAUCCUUUUGCUUUUUUUGCUAUUGUUUUGUUGAACAGUAUACAAUUGAUCAAACAUUUUUUAAAGGCUUUUAAUAGCAGUAACCUUUUUCUUAUUCAGCAGAAUUUUCUUUGAACGGUUGUUUGAUUACUUUUGCUUUUGCAGUCUCCAUGGCCUUCCAGACAAAGUGUCCCUUGAGUCCCCUUUCAUUUUUGUGUUGGUUUGUAACUUUGUAUUUAUUACAUUGUGUACUAUCUGUUAUGUGACUAACAAACCUAAAAAAAAAAAAAGAAUCUUGGAAAAAAUGGAUGCUAAUGGCUCAUCAGUAGUGCCAUGUAAAGUUAAAAUGUUCAAACUCUGUCGCCAGUGCGUCAUGCUUUCUCUAUCAUGGCUUGCUGCUGCCAUCUAGAGGACGCUUUAAAAAUAACACAACUUAACUAACGCGAGUGAACAAAAUACUAUUCAUUGUAUUGCCUAUCAAAAAGUGUUUUAGGGUUUGUUUCUCCACACACACACACACAC